Molecule: messenger RNA, 918 nt
Organism: Emiliania huxleyi CCMP1516
Lineage: Eukaryota; Haptophyta; Isochrysidales; Noelaerhabdaceae
Exons: 1
Coding region: 1-918 (305 amino acids)
Molecular function (GO): oxidoreductase activity
Source: RefSeq, a predicted model, not a curated record
AUGCCGGCUGCUACCGCUGCAGCAUCUGUCGCCGCCGCGAGCAGCUACCCUUCGUCUGUCACGCUCUCCAAUGGUGCUAUCUUUCCGCUCGCAUCGUUCGGCCUCCAGAUAUACGAUGACGCGACCGCAGAGAAGCUGACGCUGCUCGCCAUCGAGGCGGGCUUCCGCAACUUCUUCGCAUCGGUGCUCGCGCGGAACCAGGCGGGCUUUGCGCGAGCCAUCAAGCGGUGCGGCGUCCCGCGCGAAGAGCUCUUCAUCUGCGGCAGCGUCGUAUCGAACCGGGCGGUCGAUGAGGACACGGCCUACAGCUUCACUCAGCUAGGGUGCAGGGAGAACAUGGAGGCGUUCGGUACCGGCGGGAUCACUCAUCUCGAUAUGAUCAUGCUAGACUACCCCGGCCCAAGCGACGCCUGCAUAAGAGGACAGUGGCGGGCGUUCGAGGAGAUGCAGUCUGCGGGCCUCGUCCGCAGCCUCGCCGUGAGCAACUUUCGGCCGGCUCAGCUGGACGUUGUGUGUGCGACCAAGAAGGCGGCUCGGCCGGUCGUCAACCAGCUCCCGCUCUGCGUGGGAUACCACGACAGCGGCGUCAUCGCGGCCAACGCGCGGCGCGGCGUCCACGUCCAGGCCUGGUCGCCGCUGGGGAAUGGCCGACUCACGCGCCUCUCUCGCGACGCGGCCGACGCCAAGGAGCUCUGCUCCGAGAUUGGGCGGCGGCACGGCAAGACAGGGUUUCAGGUGGCGCUGCGCUGGCUCACGCAGGCCGGCGCGAGCUUCACCGUGGAGGCGAGCAGCGCGGAGCACUUUCGCGACGACGUCAGCCUCUUCGAUUUUGAGCUGAGCGUUGAAGAGAUGGCCGCGCUCGAGCGAAUUAACAAGCAGCCCGAGCUGGAGGGCUCCGUCACGGGGCCGAAUGCUUGA